GGCUGUGGCUACGAAACAUCUCAGUUGCUGUGUGGAGAGAUUUGACGGAGGGACACUCCUGUACAUGGACCAUCACUGCGCUGCAAUCCGCCGCCUGCUCACACACACACACGCAUGUUAAUGCCUCGGUGAAAUCUGGACGUACACGGUGGAGAAAUCACGCAUGUGAAUAUUUAUUUUUUUGCAUGUCAGGAGGGGAGGAACUAGUCGCCGGGUCCGCGGCUGCUUGUCUUUUCUUAUCGCUUCUCCCCCCCUAUGUCACUCUAAUUAAACGGAGGCAUGUGGAAUCGCACCAGGAUUAGGAAUUGCCUCCCAAUAGUGUGCCUGCUGUUGACGUUAUGGACGGAGGUGUCCCAGUCAACCGGCUAUUUCGAGCUGCAGCUGAUCUCCGUGGAGAAUGUAAACGGCGAGUUGGCGGACGGGGAGUGCUGCGACGGCUCCAGGAGCUCCCAGGACCUGCGCUGCACUCGAGACGAGUGCGACACUUACUUCAAGAUCUGCCUGAAGGAGUACCAGAUGGAGGUCACCAACACCGGCGUCUGCACGUUCGGGGCUGGAUCUACGCAAGUUCUCGGUGGAAAUAUGUUUUCUUUUAAGAGCGCAAAGAAUAAUAAGAUCGACGAGGCUGGCAAGAUUUUGAUCCCCUUCCAGUUCGCCUGGCCGCGGACGUACACUUUGAUUGUAGAGGCCUGGGAUUGGGACAACGGCACACGCAACAUUGAGGAGGAGCUGCUGAUCGAGCGCAGCGCUCACACCGGUAUGAUCAACCCCGGCGACCAGUGGCAGACCAUCCUGCACGACGGCCCCGUGGCUCGCCUCGUCUACCGCAUCCGGGUCCGCUGCGACGACAACUACUACAGCAACAAGUGCAACAAGCUGUGUGUUCCUCGCGACGACUACUUCGGACACUACCGCUGCGAGCCUUCAGGGGCUCAGGUGUGUCUGGACGGCUGGAUGGGCUCCGACUGCACGACAGCGAUCUGCAAGCAAGGCUGCAACCUGUUACACGGCGGCUGCUCCGUCCCGGGGGAAUGCAAGUGUAACUACGGCUGGCAGGGCCAGUUCUGUGACGAAUGUGUGCUGUACCCCGGCUGCGUCCACGGGACCUGCAACAUCCAGUGGCAGUGCAACUGUGAGAGGAACUGGGGCGGCCUGCUGUGCGAUAAAGAUCUGAAUUACUGUGGUCGCCAUCAGCCUUGUGUCAACGGAGGAACCUGCAUGAACACUGAACCAGACGAGUACCGCUGCGCCUGUCCACAAGGAUACUCUGGGAAGAACUGUGAGAUAGCCGAGCACGCCUGUGUUUCUAACCCUUGCGCCAACGGAGGUACGUGUCACGAGGUUCCUACAGGAUUCCAGUGCCAGUGUCCGCCGGGCUGGGAGGGUCUGACCUGUGCCAACAAUUUGGAUGAGUGUGCCUUGAGUCCAUGUGCUCACGGUGGAACCUGCAUCGACCUGGAGGACGGCUUCGAGUGCGUGUGCCCUCCACAGUGGCAGGGAAAGACCUGCCAGAUAGAUGCAAAUGAGUGUGCAGGGAAGCCCUGUGUGAACGCUUUCUCUUGCAAAAAUUUGAUUGGCAGAUAUCUCUGCGCCUGUUUUCGAGGAUGGUCCGGACAAAACUGUGACAUCAACAUCAAUGGCUGCCACGGUCAGUGCAAGAAUGGAGCAACAUGCAAGGAGGGCCCGAGGGGUUACCACUGCCAGUGCCCACCAGGUUUUGUGGGGACUCACUGUGAAAUCCAGAGGAACAAGUGUGAGAGCAGACCGUGCCAGAACGGGGGCCAGUGCCACGCCGUGUUGGACAGCUUUGUGUGUCAGUGCCCACCACAGUUUGCUGGACAGCUGUGUGAGAUCUCUGGCUGGUCCCCCUCAGACGCUUGUGAUCCAAACCCGUGUGAGAACGAGGCCAAGUGCCACAGCAUGGAGCAGGACUUCUACUGCGCCUGUCCCGAAGACUACGAGGGAAAGACGUGUGAACGGCUCAAAGAGGACUGCCGAACCACCCCGUGUCAAGUGAUUGACAGCUGCACCGUUGCUGUAGCGACCAACGACUCAGCUGGAGUGCGACACAUCUCCUCCAACGUGUGCGGGCCUCGAGGACACUGCCUCAGCCAGCCAGGAGGCAACUUCACCUGCAUGUGUGAUCCAGGAUUUAAUGGCAUCUACUGUCAUGAAAAUAUAAACGACUGCGUCAGUAACCCCUGUGGAAACGGAGGAACCUGCAUUGACCUGGUGAACACCUUUCAGUGCGUCUGUCCUGACGGCUGGGAGGGUCGACUCUGCGACCUCAAUGUCAACGAGUGCAGACACAACCCGUGUAAAAAUGGCGGCCGCUGCGUCGACCUGGUGAACGACUUCUACUGCGAGUGUGCCGACAACUGGAAGGGCAAGACCUGCCAUUCCCGCGAGAGCCAGUGUGACGCAACCACCUGCAGUAAUGGAGGCACCUGCUACGACCACGGGGAUGCGUUCCGCUGCGCCUGCCUACCUGGCUGGGGAGGAAACACGUGCAACACAGCCAAGAACAGCACAUGUGCCUCCAGUCCCUGUUCGAACGGUGGAACCUGUGUGGGAGGAGGAGACACUUUCACCUGCAUCUGCAAAGAGGGCUGGGAAGGUCCAACCUGUGGACAAAAUAUAAACGACUGCAACCCUCAUCCAUGUUACAACGGCGGUAUCUGCGUGGACGGAGUCAACUGGUUCCGGUGCGAGUGUGCUCCCGGGUUCGCCGGCCCAGACUGCCGAAUCAACAUAAACGAGUGCCAGUCUUCACCCUGUGCCUACGGCGCCACCUGUGUGGACGAGAUCAACGGUUUCCGCUGCAUCUGUCCGCUCGGUAGAACAGGAGCCCGAUGCCAAGAGUUUAUAGGUAUCGGGAAGGCUUGCCGCUACACCGGGCUGCAGUUUCCUCAUGGCAGCCGUUGGGACGAAGAGUGCAACAGCUGCCGUUGUAUCAGUGGCAAAGUGGAGUGCACAAAGGUGCUGUGUGGUCGUCGGCCCUGCUGGCUCCGGUCUCCAGACCCGGACCAGAGACCGCAGCAGUCCUGCCCGGCCGGACGGGAGUGUCUGGAGCACAGCUACCUCACAUGCUUCUCCCCGCCUUGCAGUCAGUGGGGGGUUUGCUCCAUGUCUGGACCCUCACCACCACAAGCAACCACCAAGUGCCAGCCGAACACCCGGCAUUUGGACAACAGCUGUGGACGCAUAACGCUCGUUUUCAACAGAGACAAAGUACCACCAGGAAUAACAGUGGAGAACAUCUGCUAUGAGCUGAGGUAUCUUCCUGACACCCGACGCUUGGCAAAAGACCAUGCCCUUCUCCUGCUGUGUGACCUCUCCCAUUCCAAUCAGGAUGCUGUAGAGGUGGCUUUAUCAUUCCAGCCGGAAGAUCUGCCAGACCACAGUCUGAUCCAGGAGGCAGCCAGCGCCAUUGUGGGCACCUUGUCCAAGCGGCACAACAGCACGGUGAUGCUGGCAGUCAUUGAGGUCAAAGUGGAAACGCAGGUCAUGCCCCCCUCAGUGGAUUACUUGGUGCCUCUUCUAUGUGUGCUCUUCUGCUUGCUCUGCCUCUUCUGCAUCAUCGUAUGCGUUUGGUGGACCCGCAAACGGAGAAAAGAGCGCGAGAGGAACGCACGAUUGGGCGCCGACGACAACGUGAACAACCAGUGGCAGCCGCUUCGGCUCGUCGUGGGAAGUCAGCAGCAGCAGCAGCUGAAAGAGAGCAACAAGGACGCCGAGCAGGAGCGCAAAAAGCUCAUGGGCCCCUCCUAUCGGACGUGUGAUGAUGGGGAGGAGGAGGAGGAGGAGGAGGAGACAGAAGGCGAGCUUGAGCUCGAGGAUGAGUGUGGCGGAGCAGAGGCGGGAAAGCAGCAGGUUUCUAAGUACUCUAAGACUGCAGUGCAGUCCAGUGGGGCAGUGAUCUGUACCAUGCACAGCUCCAGUUCACCCCUCAAAGCGCCCCACCGGACCCCAGGCUACAGCCCCAAAGACAACCGCUGGAAAAAUGUCAGUGCCGUCUUGACUGGUCAGAAAGACCUCAGAGACCAUUGUGUAUAAGAAAUUUAAACAAAGGACUCGCAAUGUGGAAGCGAGAGACGCUGCAAGGCAGCGAUUAUUCUUAUUUUUGGACUACUUUUGGGAAGAAAAAAAGGCUUUGUGUUUUAAUAAGCCGUUCUUUGCUUUAGUCUUCAUGUUUUCGUCACUGUCACCUGAAAUGAUUUUUGAUUCAGGAGAGCACAGUGAACAUCCUUUUUUGCUUCUGUUCAAUUAUUUUUCGUUAAUUAUGUACAGAAGGAGCUGAAAUGUAACGGUUUUUCAGGAGGCAAAAGAAGCUCUCUGCAAUGUUUUUGUUUAUGGAAUUGUACCAUUUAAGAAACGAUGAAUCAUCGAAAAGGAGAAAAAAAGCAACCUGUAUAAAGAUUUUUUUGUUUACAGAUGAUUAUGAUUUAGUUAAAUUGUCAGCGGGCUCCUGUUCAGUGUCUGUGGAGGGGAGGGGGGGCAGAUACACAUUAAAGGGACAGUAAGAGGAAGGGUUUUGAGGGAAAUGGACUGCUGCAGCCGCAGUAACAGAGGAAACCCUCCCUUCGCUCUGUCUCUUUCCGGCUUUGCCCACCGAUCCACCUGUGGCCGUCAUGCGCCAGCCUUACCAAAACACUUGGCCUGGAGGGGGAGAGGGGACAGAAACCCCAGUGCCUACUAUGUGGCCUUCCAUUUUUUUGCUCCUGUCUCUCAGUUGUCUUGGCUGAAAGCUCUGUUUGAGGAUUUUUUGCAGUAUUUGAGUUGGUAGCAAGUGCCUUUCUAAGAGCCGCGUCGAGGCUCCGAGUCGCGCUGCCCAGUUUGACCUCCUUGUUCUCAAAUCUCAAAGGGAUAUAAGUGUACAUCUAGAGAGUUCAAUUUCACAGCAACGCCAUUCAAGGUAUUUGAUCAAAAACAGAAAUGAAUACUCUGUACAUAUGUGUAAAUACUAAAGGAGUCGCUGUGUAUAUUUGAAAUAAGUAACUUAAAGACAAGUCACACAUUUUUAUUAUUAUUAUUAUUGUUAUUAUUAUUAUUAUGAUUAAUAUUAUUAUUUUUUUUUUUUACAACGCCAUUCCUUUUAUUUAUGCCAGUCGAAAUAGGCACGUUUUAUAACACUUCAUAUCCAGAGUCCCACAGUUAAGAACCUUUACAAUGAGGUACCACCGAGGAAGGAUUUCCUGAAGGGUUUAGAAAUGGUCAGUCACGAGGACGCAUUUCUUUCUUUCGUGUGAUUUAAUUGUCACAUCAACAGUUGUGGCUACGUCUUUAGUGCUUUUUAAUUACGGUGAAUCAGUGAUGCUUUUCUACCGUAAAAUAACUGGUUAAAAAAAAUGUCCAUUUACAAUUUUGUCUGCUAGAUCUGGUCUCAAUCUUCAGCUCCCUUUUUCAUAGAAAUUCUUAACCACUAUGGCAAAAUGAACCUAUUGAUCUUGUUCACUGACUGUUUAUAAAGAUGGAUGAUGCAUCUCCACUUCUCCCACUGUACAAAUUGAAGAUAAAGUAUCCUGAUAUCGGCGCAGCCAUCUUGCACUAUUGACAUCAUUUGGUGCCAGAGUCAAUGACCUCACGCCCUCAGAUAACAAAACUUAACACUUAAAUAAACAUCAGCACAGUAAAAAAAAUCCCCUAAAAUUACAGAAAACAUCUUUGGAAAGAAAAUAAUAUGUAUAUCUGACGUGUACUUUGAUGUAUAUAGAUUCCCAGGGUUUGGAAAUGAAAUUAGCAAAUUCUCUAAAGCUGCAAAACAAAUUUGAGACUUAUAAUGAAAUGAACACAGCCUUUAAGUUCUAAAAUGACUUAUAAACAUCACAAAUAGGUCUAAAGGAGAGUUCAUUUAUAGUGUCUUCCAGAAAGUGAAGAGCUACCCAAGUGCAUCUUUAUAUAUAGUCUGUAAGAGUAGAUUGCAAAAACAUCCCAAAACUGUGUUUGUGCUCUUAAUAUUUCAUGAUUGCAUCGCAAAAAAAAAACAGAUUUUAAACAAAUUUAAAAGGAAAUGUGUUCAGAUAGGGCAGAAAGCUGUCAACCAAGCAAGUCAAUCGGUGAUGUCACAGUUUGUGACAUCACAAAAAGGGGUGUGGCUAAAUUUGCAGCUUUCUCAUGAUUUUCUUCCUGUGUGAGGCAAAAGCAGCCCUCAACUUCUACCUUAUUUGAUGAAUUAUCCCUUCGGCUGUAGUCGUUUUUUUAAGUUAUUCUCUAUUAGAGGCAUCACAUGUUUUUGUUGUUUAAUCAGGAUAAUCUGCAGGCAGAGCUGCAAAGCUGCCAACAUUAUAGCCUUAAAAAGUUCUCAAACCAUUUCUAAACCCGUCACAAACCCUUUUGUUUCAGGUGCCUUAAUGUAAUGCAUUAUUUGUGUAUCAAUGGUCAUCUUUUUAUGUUGUUGGUUUGUUUUCAAUAUUAAGGAAAGUAACUCUUUAAAACAUUGUGUGGUGUAUAGUGGCGUGUUUUAUUCGCCUGAGUAAAGUGCUCUCCUUGUCUCGCUUUGCUGUCAUCGAGAUUUCUGGAAUAAAACACUUGAUGGAGGAUUAAAAAAAAAAAAAAUGAGUCCACCAUGACUCUUUUGAGUGUCAUGAAUGUGGAUGUCAGUAGGUCAAAUGUGGACAUCAUGCAUUAGCUUCAUGUUUGGUUUAAAGGCUUUAAUGAAGGGAACAAUAUUUGCAGAUGUUUUUGCUACCAUGCAGAUGUGUUGUUUUUUUUGUUUGUUUUUUAAGUUACCAACUCAGUUCAAAAUGACCCCCUUUUUCAUAUCAUGUCAUUGUCUCAAAACGGCAUCGUAUUUUCUGUAAAUGGGACACAGCAAAAUAAAGAAUUAAAGAUGCAUCACUGCUGGUGUUAAAAGCUGAAUAUGCAUAUUGUAUACAUUUUAUUCUACAAGGGACAUAAGUUAAUUUUAUACAAAAGGUUUCCAUUCUUUUAGUGGAUGUUUCAUUGUUCUAAAUAAUCAUCCCAGUUAUUUAUUAAAGCAGUUUUGACACAUCUG
Centropristis striata (black sea bass) is the source of this 6994-nucleotide messenger RNA. It is a transcript of the gene jag2b, whose product is annotated as jagged canonical Notch ligand 2b. The record is from RefSeq and is a predicted model, not a curated record. Gene Ontology annotation, biological process: Notch signaling pathway; cell communication; multicellular organism development. Gene Ontology annotation, molecular function: calcium ion binding; Notch binding. NCBI's taxonomy places the organism in Eukaryota, Metazoa, Chordata, Actinopteri, Perciformes, Serranidae. Gene Ontology annotation, cellular component: membrane. The transcript is spliced from 26 exons. The coding region runs from base 280 to 4056 and encodes 1258 amino acids.